This is a messenger RNA of Symsagittifera roscoffensis, 2439 nucleotides long. Its product is annotated as lipoamide acyltransferase component of branched-chain alpha-keto acid dehydrogenase complex, mitochondrial-like. The transcript has 4 exons. The record is from RefSeq and is a predicted model, not a curated record. NCBI's taxonomy places the organism in Eukaryota, Metazoa, Xenacoelomorpha, Acoela, Convolutidae. Bases 52 to 1536 code for a protein of 494 amino acids. Gene Ontology annotation, cellular component: cytoplasm; mitochondrion. Gene Ontology annotation, molecular function: lipoic acid binding; acetyltransferase activity.
AUCGGGUUUUAGUAACCGAAUGGUGCCUUUCCAUUAAUCUGAACAGUCAAAAUGAGAAGAGCUGGGUUCCUGACAAAAUUCAUUAGGUCGAAAUCAAGUUUCCCUAUUGUUUCUUGCUCAAAAGGAGCGUAUUUAGAAUGCAACUUGAGCUCUAGAUGUCACAGGUUUUUGGGUCCUUAUCGGAGUCACGUUGUUCCCCGAUUGCAGAUGUCAAUUGUUCCUUACAAGCUUUCGGAUAUUGGCGAAGGAAUAAAAGAAGUCGUUAUAAAAGAAUGGUUCAUCAAAGAAGGAGAUACCGUUAAUCAGUUUGAUCAGAUUUGCGAAGUGCAGAGUGAUAAAGCGUCAGUGACCAUCACAAGUAGGUAUGACGGAAUUGUCAGAAAACUGUACUAUGAAGUUGAUGAAACAGCCCAAGUGGGGCUUCCGUUUGUCGACAUAGAAGUGACUGAAGAAGAAGAUACAAGCUCGAGCCUAGAUUCCAUCACAGAAAAUAUAGCAGACUCGGAAGGCCAAGAGCUAUCAGAUCCUUUCGAAAGGCAGAAAACUCCAGUUGAAAAUGAGUCACUUGGUAAAGUUUUAGCGACCCCAGUCGUGAGACGGAUGGCAUCCGAAAUGAAAAUUGAUUUAACAACGGUUUUUGGAACGGGGCCAAAAGGCCGAGUCUUGAAGGAAGAUUUGAUCAAUUUCCAGAGCAAGGAACCCAAGACCGCUUUCAUAGAAUCAUCUGAGUGCAAAACGCCAACAAGUUUCACCAGUAGUUUCCAACCAGCACCAGUUGCCUCCAGUCAUGACACAGUUGUGAAAUUGACAGCAUACCAGAAGGGAAUGCACAAAGCGAUGACAUCUUCGCUGCAGAUUCCACAUUUCACAUACAGCGAUGAAGUGAAUAUGAACUCCUUAGUGGCAAUGAAGCGAGAGUUGAAAUCUAUUGGGAAGAAAAUGGGAGUCAAGAUCACGCUUCUCCCCUUCAUGAUCAAGGCGGCUUCUCUAGCUCUGAAACAGUACCCCCAGAUCAAUGCUCACUAUCUCCCAGAAGAGGAAGUGGUACUACUGAAGGGAUCACAUAAUGUGGGGGUUGCAAUCGACACUCCUCAAGGUCUGUUAGUUCCAAACAUCAAAAACUGUGAAGUCAAAUCAGUGGUCGAAAUUGCACACGAUUUGAACGAACUUCAAAAACUAGCCGAUGAUGGAAAUGGGAAAGUAUCUUUCCAGCAGUCUCAUUUAUCCGGAGGCACAUUUAGUCUAUCGAAUAUUGGAUUUCUGGGAGGAACUUAUACAAAACCGGUUAUAGCUCCACCAGAAGUGGCCAUUGGUGCUAUUGGAAGAAUUCAGGUCUUACCGAGAUUUGAACUCGUAACCCAUGGGUCGAAAGAUAAUUACUACGAAAACGAUUACAAAGUUGUUCCGACUAAUGUUUUGAAUAUAAGUUGGUCGGCUGAUCAUAGAGUUUUAGAUGGAGCUACAAUUUGCAGAUUCUCAAACCUGUGGAAAUCUUAUUUAGAAAAUCCAAAACUCAUGCUACUUUAUUUAAAAUAGACGUUUGAUUUAGCAGUUAUUUAUUGAGGUUUGCUGGUUAAACUUUUGAACCCUAAUUUUUGUUCUAAUGGAAACUUCUUCAUAAUAGGUGGUAAAUUUGCCAAUGCUACCUGUACAUGUACCAAAUUUUUUUUUAUUAUUUUGGAUAUUAUGAUCUAACUGUAGCGACGGCGCAUUCUUUUCUGUAUAUCGUACCACCUCUUUUAAUUUAUCACCAAUAUUAGAUCUAAAAAUUGUUUUCAAAAUAGAUUUCAGUAUUUGGGUUUGAUCAUUAAACCAGUUAUUUAUUUAAUGGUUAGUAUAGCUGGAUUAGUAUAGACUAUCGUUUGCAGUUUUGAUAUCUUGCUGUAAGUUAUGAAAAUAUGCCGAUGCAAUAAUAUAGAUGAUUUUAUAGUAUGUUCGUAUCUUAUAUUUAGAUCUUGUCUGAGCCGCUGUCAUAUUAUGAGAUAUUUAUACGUGGAUAAUUUAAGUUUCACAAAUUGAUAAAAUGGUUAAGCUUUUGUAAAGUUUAACUAAUCUGGGGAUUAAUUAUGUGAUCCAUUCUCACUUUUGAACCCAUUUUGACCAAAAACUUAAGUUUUAAAUGGUUGAAUUGUGUGCGUUUAAAUUUGCGUUCAAUGUUUUGGCUGCGUUUUAGGACUCAGUUUUGAGACGUCCGAAGUAUUUGGAAACUGAUUCACUCAAAGCUAAUUAAACACCCCUCGUUAACCGCAUAAUAAUUAUUUAGAAGUUAUUUCUAAAACUUGGGGAGUGUUUUGAACGCUCAAUUUGUCGAGAAAAAAUUAUUACCGAACGAUUUUUGUAAUAUUACCAGAAUUGUGAUACUCGAACCCUUAUGAACGCUUUUUCAGCACUGCCUUUUGUUAUUAAGUGGAACCAUUAAUUAUUUAAUGAUCGAUACCU